AAGUAUCCGAAGCAGACGUCUGGACCGUCUGAAUAACAAACAUUCAUUCGCAUCUAUCAAAACCGGGCAAGAAGUGGAUGUGAAAACGUGUGUAAAAAUAAAUGCGAAAUAAAAUUUUCAUCGAAAUUAGUUGAUUAGUGUUAGGAUCUCCAAAAAUGCCAAUUCUAUGCACAACAGGAUGUAAUAGGAAAGCUUUCCUGAAGCGUCCAAAAACAGGCAACACACUUUGCAGAGAAUGCUUCUUUCUGGGCUUUGAAACCGAAAUUCACAAUACAAUCGAACAGAACAAACUCUUUCAUCGCGGUAACGUCGUUGCCAUUGCUGCUAGUGGCGGAAAGGACAGUACAGUGCUCGCUCAUGUGCUCAAAAUAUUGAACGAGCGAUAUGAAUACGGUCUGAAACUGGUGCUUCUUUCGAUCGACGAAGGAAUAACUGGAUACCGAGAUGACAGCUUAGAGACGGUGAAAAGAAACCGUGACGAUUACGGCAUGGAAUUGAAAAUAUUAUCUUAUGAAGAGCUGUACGGAUGGACAAUGGACAAAAUAGUAUCCAAAAUAGGUCGAUCUAAUAAUUGUACCUUUUGUGGUGUGUUUCGACGUCAGGCUUUAGACAGAGGAGCACGCUUAUUAGAAGUAGAUUGCGUUGCAACUGGGCAUAACGCUGAUGACAUUGCAGAAACGGUGUUGAUGAAUAUACUUCGAGGAGAUACCGCUCGCUUGCGUAGGUGUUGCGACAUAAAAACCGGAGGAAACGAUGCAGAUUCUAUACCGCGUGUCAAGCCCUUAAAAUAUGCCUACGAAAAAGAGAUAGUAAUGUAUGCUCAUUUCAAAAAACUGGCUUACUUCUCAACGGAAUGUGUGUUUGCACCAAAUGCGUACCGUGGACAUGCGCGAGCCUUUCUUAAAGAUUUGGAAAAAGUUCGACCCUCUGCAAUAAUGGAUAUAAUCCAUUCUGGCGAACAAUUGUCUUUUAAAGAUACGGUGAAAAAACCAUCAAGAGGAAAAUGCAACAGGUGUGGCUUUGUAUCUUCCCAACAACCUUGCAAAGCAUGUGUACUUCUGGAAGGACUAAAUCGUGGAUUACCCAAAUUAGGUGUUGGGAAAAAGUCAAAAGCGAACAGAAUGAUUGCUGCUCAGGACAGUUUACGCCAGAGUGCGAAUUUGGUGAAAACUGAUUUUUGAUGAUUUAUGGAAGUUAUAACUUAUAAUUUAUAAAUGCUUAAGAUAAUGUUCAUAAUAUAAAAUGAGUCCAAUAACAAGAGCUUAACCAAUAAUUCAGUUAAUAAAACUAACGAAUGUAAACCAUA
Molecule: messenger RNA, 1306 nt
Organism: Aedes albopictus (Asian tiger mosquito)
Lineage: Eukaryota; Metazoa; Arthropoda; Insecta; Diptera; Culicidae
Gene: Ctu1
Product: cytoplasmic tRNA 2-thiolation protein 1
Exons: 2
Coding region: 156-1181 (341 amino acids)
Biological process (GO): tRNA wobble position uridine thiolation
Cellular component (GO): mitochondrion; cytosolic tRNA wobble base thiouridylase complex
Molecular function (GO): tRNA binding
Source: RefSeq, a predicted model, not a curated record